Molecule: messenger RNA, 1440 nt
Organism: Penicillium diatomitis
Lineage: Eukaryota; Fungi; Ascomycota; Eurotiomycetes; Eurotiales; Aspergillaceae
Gene: zrfC
Product: putative ZIP Zinc transporter
Exons: 4
Coding region: 1-1440 (479 amino acids)
Biological process (GO): zinc ion transmembrane transport
Cellular component (GO): plasma membrane
Molecular function (GO): zinc ion transmembrane transporter activity
Source: RefSeq, a predicted model, not a curated record
AUGUAUCUUCUCAAGUCUUUUAUCAUCGCUUGGGGCGCAGUCGGCGUAUAUGCGGCCACGGCGACCACGAGUGCUGUAUUGAGCUCAAUCACAGGAUGUCAUUCCCACGGAGCUGACAUUCUCUGCUUUGAUCAGCACGGUGACGAAGUCCGUGUUGAGGCAGUCUCGACUUCGGAAAGUGCGGUACCGGCGCAAUAUACCGGUUGUCAUGAGCAUGGCACUGAAAGGUUUUGCUUCGAUUCAAGGGGCAAUGAAGUCCUCGUCAAAGAAGAAAGCGGUGGUGAAGAUUCAGCGGGCAAGCAUGACGAGCGUCACGAUCAGAACGGCCACACACAUGACGAAGGCAGCGACCCUCAACAUGAUCAUUCCGCCGAGACCGAUUCGGCAGAAAAGAAGAAUUGUCAUUUCCAUGCUGGUGUAGAACACUGCGUGGCUGCGGAGGUCGAGGAACAUCGAGGUUCGUCUUGCAACAUCCAAGUCCGAGAUUACGAUGUGCCUCUACGCAUCGGCACACUGUUUGUGGUUCUCAUCACGAGCGCCGUUGGUGUCUUUGCACCGAUUCUGCUCUCCAAACUACCAUUUACAUCUGUCAAUGCCGUCUUUUCAACGGUCAUCAAGCAGUUUGGCACUGGUAUCAUCGUUGCAACUGCUUUUGUUCACCUUUAUACCCACUCAUCCUUGAUGUUCGCGAACCAGUGUCUUGGUGAGCUUGAAUACGAAGCAACAGCCUCUGCAAUCGUCAUAGCCGGAAUCUUCCUGGCUUUCCUCAUUGAAUUCAUCGGAUACCGUAUGACGAAGGUCCGAGAAGAAGGCGUUGUCGCUGUCCCAGCCGUCGAACCUAAGUCUCAGUCCAAGGAUGGUACGCUCCGUGAUUCGGAAGCGCCUGCCCAUCAAGAAUCAGGUCUGCUGAGGCUGGGACACAGUCAUGGAUGCUCCAGCCACCCAAGCCGACCUCCGACGAAGUUCUCCGUUCUCAUCAUGGAGGCGGGUGUCUUGUUCCACAGCAUUCUGAUCGGUCUGACCUUGGUGGUCGCAGGUAAUUCGUUCUACAAGACACUCCUGGUGGUGAUCAUCUUCCAUCAAUUCUUCGAGGGCCUUGCUCUUGGAGCUCGUAUCGCGACUUUGUCGGGUCCGAUCUUCCCGUCCAAGGCUGUCAUGGCUGGGGCCUUUGCCAUGAUCACCCCUCUUGGCAUGGCGAUUGGGCUGGGGGUGCUGCAUAUAUUCAACGGUAAUGCCAAGGGAACCCUGAUUGCGCUUGGUACCUUGGAUGCACUUUCCGCGGGGAUACUCGUGUGGGUGGGUGUUGUUGACAUGUGGGCUCGAGACUGGGUUAUUGAAGGUGGUGAGAUGCUCAAUGCCUCUCUCAGCAAGGCUCUGACGGGAGGAGCAGCGUUUGUGACUGGGUUGGUCUUGAUGGGUCUUCUUGGAAAAUGGGCAUGA